Messenger RNA from Morone saxatilis (striped sea-bass), 3556 nucleotides. RefSeq names its product lysine (K)-specific demethylase 2Ba (gene kdm2ba). The record is from RefSeq and is a predicted model, not a curated record. Gene Ontology annotation, biological process: protein demethylation; regulation of transcription by RNA polymerase II. NCBI's taxonomy places the organism in Eukaryota, Metazoa, Chordata, Actinopteri, Moronidae. Gene Ontology annotation, molecular function: zinc ion binding; histone demethylase activity; transcription coregulator activity. The transcript has 10 exons. The coding region runs from base 106 to 2445 and encodes 779 amino acids.
GGAGAGAGAGAGAGAGAGAAGGAGGGGUGGAAAUGAGCUGAGCUGGAGGCUUGUUCAGCCAUGUUAGUUUUCUCUGCGGUUCACGAACGAUGAGAGAGAGGAGCCAUGGCCUUGUCAUUGAGCGGAGACGAUGAGGAAUAUGAUUCAGAGUCUGAGCAGCAGCGGGCGGCCAACCGGCCGAAGCCCAAGAUGGGGACGUCGUCGGGCGUCAAGCUGCCGUCCAACCGCAGCUCAUCCGGAGCCAGACGCAGGAGGACGCGCUGCCGAAAGUGCGAGGCGUGCCUCCGGACCGAGUGUGGAGAGUGUCACUUCUGCAAGGACAUGAAGAAGUUUGGAGGGCCGGGGCGCAUGAAGCAGUCCUGCAUUAUGAGACAGUGCAUCGCCCCGGUUCUGCCCCACACGGCGGUGUGUGUGGUGUGUAAAGAGGCAGGGAAGGAGGACACACUGGAGGAAGAGGAGGACAAGUUCAACUUCAUGCUGAUGGAGUGCUCCAUCUGCAACGAGAUCGUCCAUCCCAACUGUCUCAAGGUGAGCGAUGCCUCAGGAGUGGUGAACGAUGAGCUCCCUAACUGCUGGGAAUGUCCCAAAUGCAACCAUGCUGGGAAAAGUGGAAAAGUAUUGAAGCAAAAAAGGGGUCCAGGGUUCAAGUAUGCCUCCAACCUCCCCGGCUCUCUGCUGAGGGAACAGAAGCCUGUGAAGGAGGAAGGGGACGUUUCUUCUGCAGCCAAGAGGAGGCCAGACAGAGAGGAGACACCCAGGUACAGACCAGAGGAGUCUCUGCACAGACAGCCACCGCUGCUCUCUCCCUGCAACCUGCCCCGGCCCAGGCCUGAGGACAAACUGAGGAAGAAGAGGAAGCUGUUUGAGGAUGAUGAGGAAGAGGAUCUCAGUGUGAGGAAGAAGGAAAAGUCAGACGAUCCUUAUUUUUCAAAACUUCUGCAACACAUCAAGACAGAAGAGGAGGACGAAGACGCAUACGAGGAGGAGAAUGAGGAAGGAAGGGAGCCUCACUUCCGUGGUUUAGAGAGGAAAGGCCGGUUUGUAGACGCGGAAGAAGAAGGGGACGACAGAGAGUCCAAGAAUGAACUGUUGAAUUCCUUCAUUAAAACGCCUGUUGGAGACAGUGACCAGUCUCACUGCAGCUCCCCGCAGGCCGGCCCCAGCAGCGAGGGCGGAAGCGAGACCCAGGAAAAGGGCCCGCGUCCAAAAGCUCGCCGUAAGCGACGUUUACCUAACAGAGAGCUGAGCCGAGAGCUGAGCAAAGCACUGAACCAGGAAAUCCAGAAGACCGAGGACUGCCUGGCCAACGAGAACCGCCAACCCCUCAAGGUAGAGCCGGAGACGGAAAACGAGGAACCCAAGAGGUUGUUCCGCAACGGCAGUGAGCUCGGGGAUCAGAGGCCCCACCUCAAGACCAAAGAGAUGAACGGGACCCCGUGGGAGCUGCGCCACUUCUACCCAAGUCAGAUCACUCCGCUGGGCUUCAACCGGAGCACCCCGACCAACCGGCCGGUGCCCCCACACUCCCCGCCCAAAUGCGUCCAAAUGGAGCGGCACGUCAUCCGGCCCCCUCCGAUAAGCCCGCCUCCCGACAGACUGCCUCUAAAAGAUGGCAAAACGCAUGUCAUACAGCGCGAGGUCUGGAUGAAGAUCUUUGGAUAUCUCACACACCAGGAGCUGUGUGUCUGCAUGAGGGUCUGCAAGACGUGGAACAGAUGGUGUUGUGAUAAGAGACUUUGGACAAAGAUCGAUCUGAACCGCUGCACCUCCAUCACCCCUUUAAUGCUAAGUGGGAUUAUCCGCCGGCAGCCAGUUUCCCUGGACCUCAGUUGGACCAACAUUUCCAAGAAACAAUUAAGCUGGCUUAUUAACAGAUUGCCAGGUCUGCGAGUGUUAAAGUUAUCGGGGUGUUCAUGGGCUGCUGUGUCUGCGCUAUGCACCUCCAGCUGCCCUCUGCUGCGCUCCCUGGAUGUCCAGUGGGUGGAGGGACUCAAGGACGCACAGAUGAGGGACCUCCUCUCUCCCCCCACAGACAACAGACCAGGUCAACUGGAUAACCGCUGCAAGUUGCGGAACGUGGAGGACCUGCGCUUGGCGGGGCUGGACAUCACUGACACGUCUUUACGUCUCAUCAGUCGGCAGAUGCCUUUGCUGUCCAACCUGGACCUGAGCUACUGCAACCACAUCAACGACCAGUCCGUGAACCUGCUGACCGCAGCAGGGACCACGACCAGAGACUCCCUCACAGAAAUCAACCUGUCAGUUUGUAACCGGGUCACAGACCAUUCCCUGAACUUUUUCAAGCGCUGUGGAAGCAUCUGUCAGAUCGACCUCCGCUUCUGCAAGCAGGUGACCAAGACGGCGUGCGAACGGUUCAUCGCAGAGAUGUCUGUGAGCGUACCGUUCAGACUGAAAGAGGACAAACUGCUGCAGAAGUCAAGCUAGUUCCUAACAGGACGGAAAGGAUUGUCGGACUCUCUUUGCACUUAAUGGAACAAGUUUUUUUUUUUUCCUUUUUAAACCGGUCCUGUGAUAAAUCUCUGAAUCAGUGUCACACUAAACGAACUGAAGCGAGAGACGGAUUUCUGGACGGAGAUCUUAGACGGACUCUAACGUAAGGAGGUGAUAAACAUUCACUGGACGGAUACAGAGGAAAUAGCAUGCAUGUAUUUGUGUUGAGAUUGUACUUUUUAUAAAGACGUGCUUGUAAUUGGCUGUUGGGUUGUCUAUUUUUAUUCUUUAAUUAUUUGAAAACACAGUAUUUUUAUACAAGCAUCAUUUCAUGAGUUUACAGUGUCUCAGGAGCUAAAUAUCACAGAGAGACUGUAUGGCAUGUGAACUGAAACAUUGUCCCCUCCCUCAGUUUGCCUUCAUACAACAGCGUCCUCGAUGUGCCAAAAUGUGUUUGACAUUAUUAUAACUUCAGCAUCGGACAAAAAUAACAUGUACAGUAAUAAAUAUCUGACUAAAUUAUCAUAAAUUCUUCCCAAAUGUAAGAAUGUAUUUCAAAUAAUGACAAAACAAAUUUCAGAUUCCUGUUACACCCUCAUGUCUUCACUUACCUGAAUACUUUUUUUUAGGAAUUGUUGAGUGUUGUAUUUGACGGGUUUUUGCCAACAUUUCAACAUUAAUUUAUUAAUUUUUGUUUUUUAUUACAGUUUGUAUUUAUUCAUUUAUUCAAUAACUUGACAUGGAUGUCUCAGAGCUGGGUCAAAUAAUGCUUGCAAAUAAUAUAUCUUAUGGGUGGUUGGAGCCUGUCGCAGCAUCCAGUUUUAGCAGUGGUUAAACACCAGUGGCAGGAAGUUGAUCACUGUCACCUCACCAUCAGCUCCGUCACAUCUGGCUCUCCGUACAGACUCAAACAACCAAGUGAAAAGACUUUUGCAAAUAACUCAUUUGCAUUAUGUUUAAAUAAUAACUCCAUUCAGUAGGUGUUGUGUGUAUUUUGGGGUGUGUUGUGAUGUAAUCUAUCACCUCAGGUGAAUGUGAUAAUGUUUAUAUUUGUAAAUCCAAAAACUAAGUGCUAAUAUGCAUUAAAAGAAUUUCAUUUGUACCA